Castor canadensis (American beaver) is the source of this 2522-nucleotide messenger RNA. NCBI's taxonomy places the organism in Eukaryota, Metazoa, Chordata, Mammalia, Rodentia, Castoridae. The record is from RefSeq and is a predicted model, not a curated record.
CCAGAACCUGAUGUCUUCCUCAUCUUCAGCCAUGGACUGCAGGGCUGUCUGGAGGCUCAGGGGACACAGGUCAGAGUCACCUCAUCUUGCAAUGCCAGUCUCUCAGCCCAGCGCUGGAAGUGGGUCUCCCGGAACCGUCUCUUCAACCUGGGUGCCAUGCAGUGCUUGGGCACAGGCUGGCCAGGCACCAACACGACAGCCUCCCUGGGCAUGUAUGAGUGUGACCGGGAGGCAUUGAGUCUUCUGGCACUGUCGGACACUGGGGGACCAGCUGUCCCUGCUUCUGGGGGGCCGCACCAGCAAUGCAUCCAAACCUGGCACCUUGAGCGUGGUGAUCAGACCCGCAGUGGCCAGUGGCGUAUCUAUGGCAGUGAAGAGGAUCUAUGUGCUCGGCCCUACUAUGAGGUCUACACCAUCCAGGGGAACUCCCAUGGGAAGCCGUGCACCAUCCCCUUCAAAUAUGACAACCAGUGGUUCCAUGGCUGCACCAGCACGGGCCGUGAGGAUGGGCACUUGUGGUGUGCCACCACCCAGGACUAUGGCAAAGACGAGCGCUGGGGCUUCUGCCCCAUCAAGAGUAACGACUGUGAGACCUUCUGGGACAAGGACCAGCUGACAGAUAGCUGCUACCAGUUUAACUUCCAGUCCACGCUGUCCUGGAGGGAGGCCUGGGCCAGCUGCGAGCAGCAGGGGGCAGAUCUGCUGAGCAUCACUGAGAUCCAUGAGCAGACCUACAUCAAUGGGCUCCUCACUGGCUACAGCUCCACGCUGUGGAUUGGCCUUAAUGAUCUGGACACCAGUGGAGGCUGGCAGUGGUCAGACAACUCACCUCUCAAGUACCUCAACUGGGAGAGUGAUCAGCCAGACAAUCCGAGUGAAGAGAACUGUGGAGUGAUUCGCACUGAAUCCUCAGGCGGUUGGCAGAAUCGUGACUGCAGCAUUGCAUUGCCCUAUGUGUGCAAGAAGAAGCCCAAUGCCACAGCCGAGUCCACCCCGCCAGACAGGUGGGCCAAUGUCAAGGUGGAGUGCGAGCCAAGCUGGCAGCCCUUCCAGGGCCACUGCUACCGCCUGCAGGCUGAGAAGCGCAGCUGGCAGGAGUCCAAGAAGGCAUGUCUGCGGGGUGGAGGUGACCUGCUUAGCAUCCAUAGUAUGGCCGAACUGGAGUUCAUCACCAAGCAAAUCAAGCAAGAGGUGGAGGAGCUGUGGAUCGGCCUCAAUGAUUUGAAACUGCAGAUGAAUUUUGAGUGGUCCGACGGGAGCCUCGUGAGCUUCACCCACUGGCACCCCUUUGAGCCCAACAACUUUCGGGACAGCCUGGAGGACUGUGUCACCAUUUGGGGGCCGGAAGGUCGCUGGAAUGACAGUCCCUGUAACCAGUCCUUGCCCUCCAUCUGCAAGAAGGCAGGCCAGCUGAGCCAGGGGGCUGCUGAGGAGGACCAUGGCUGCCGGAAGGGUUGGACAUGGCACAGCCCAUCCUGCUACUGGCUGGGAGAAGACCAAGUGACUUACAGUGAGGCCCGGCGCUUGUGUACUGACCAUGGUUCUCAGCUUGUUACCAUCACCAACAGGUUCGAACAGGCCUUUGUCAGCAGCCUCAUCUACAACUGGGAGGGCGAGUACUUCUGGACGGCCCUGCAGGACCUCAAUGGCACUGGCUCCUUCCGCUGGCUCAGUGGGGAUGAAGUCAUGUAUACCCACUGGAAUCGGGACCAGCCAGGGUACAGACGUGGGGGCUGUGUGGCCUUGGCCACUGGUAGUGCCAUGGGUCUGUGGGAGGUGAAGAGCUGCACUUUGUUCCGGGCUCGAUACAUCUGCCGGCAGAGCCUGGGCACACCAGUGACACCAGAGCUGCCUGGGCCGGACCCCACACCCAGCCUCACUGACUCCUGUCCCCAGGGCUGGGCCUCAGACCCCAAACUCCGGCAUUGUUAUAAGGUGUUCAGCUCAGCACGGCAGCAGGACAAGAAGAGCUGGAUCCAGGCCCAGGGGGCCUGCCAGGAGUUGGGGGCCCAGUUGCUGAGCCUGGCCAGCUAUGAGGAGGAGCACUUUGUGGCCAACAUGCUCAACAAGAUCUUCGGUGAAUCAGAACCCGAGAUCCAUGAACAGCACUGGUUCUGGAUUGGCCUGAACCGUCGGGACCCUAGGGAGGGUCAGAGCUGGCACUGGAGUGAUGGCCUUGGGUUCUCUUACCACAAUUUCGACCGGAGCCGGCAUGACGACGAUGACAUCCGGGGCUGUGCAGUGUUGGACCUGGCCUCUCUGCAGUGGGUGGUCAUGCAAUGCGAGACGCAGCUGGACUGGAUCUGCAAGAUCCCUCGAGGCAGGGACGUGUGGGAGCCCGAUGUCAGCCCGCCAGGUGAGGCCCCCAGCCCACCGGCUCUCCACUCUGGCCCAGAUCCAGGGCUCCAGCCCAGAGAGGAUUGAGUUGGCUGGAAUUGGACACUGCAGCCCUGAUUUCCUCGGAGGGGCAAGCCUGGGGCCUGGCACCUGUCCUGUCCUGGGUUCAAUGUCCUGCCUGCCGU